AUGGAAAACAUGGCAUCGAGGCUCAAGAAUGCCCCUUAUUUUCUAUGUGAGAAGGGGAACAAUUCUGUCCCCGUGUGCCAGAAGUGUGAGACGUGUGUCCUGGCCUGGAAGAUCUUCUCCACCAAAGAGUGGUUCCGAAGGGUGGGCAAGAUGUCCCAGAGGAGGUUUCUGGUCAGCAUCCUGCAGCAGCUGGAUAGCUUGCAUUUGUUACACUAUUUUCAAAAUAUCCUUCAGACCACGCAGGGGAAGGAUUUUGUCUACCACAGGUCCCGGGUCAACCUCAGCAAGAAGGAGGGGAAAAUCAUCAAGUCCUCCUUGAACCAAAUGCUGGACAAGAUGGUGGAACAGAAGAUGAGGGAGAUUUUGUACUGGUUUGGGAACAGCAGCUACCGGACGAAGACGAAUUACACACUCUUGCUGCUGCAGAUGUGCGACCCCGAGUUACUGCUCACUGCUGUUGAUGUCAUCAGAGUCCUGUUUCUGAGAGGGCGGAACGAUGCCUCAGGGAACGACCCAGACUCCAAGGAUGUGCUUUUCGUCCCUGAGAAAGGCCACACGCCCCCGUGCGAGACCUCACAAGUCUGCUGGGCAGCCAGACCCGGGCACACAUCCUUCCCGUUCUCCAAAACUACAGGAAAAGCAAGCUUGCACGAAAAUGUGUCGUGGGGAGCAGCCACUACUGGAAACUCCAGACACCAUGCCAUCUCACCAGCAGGGCAGUUUGGAUGCCACAGACAUCGACUUGAGCUGGGAACGUUGAAAACUGCUGAAGGACAGUGGAAGAGUUCACUCCAGUAUAUUUCCGAGAUGAAUAGGCUGUCUUCUGAAAAAGCAAGCGUGUUCAAAGCAGGCUUGGCCCCCGCCGCCGAUGUGCUGGUGGAUCUGGAGGCCGUCAGAGAGCUGUCUUCUGGGGUCAGCACAUACCGCGACUUCAUCCGUCACCUGCCGGUCCAUCUCUCCAAGUAUAUCCUCGGUAUGCUGGAUAAGAACAGCCUGAACAGGUGUGUGUUCGUGAGCCAGCACUGGGCAGUGCUGGCUCAGCAGGUCAGGACCGACCUGUCCAUGCAGUCUUUCAUCCAGCACCAGAUCACCGUACUGCAGGGGUCCUACACCAGGGGAAUAGACCCUACUUACGCCAACAAGGUUACUAUCCCAGUUCCUAAGAUGGCGGAUGACGGGAAGCACCUAUGCGUGAAAAAUCCGAAACGGAAACUGAGAACGAAGAAUGACUACAACCUGUGGACCGCAUACCAGAACCAGGAAACUCAGCAGGUGCAGAUGGAGGAGAGGAAUGUCUUCUGUGGCACUUAUAACGUCCGCAUUCUCUCUGACGUGUGGGACCGAAACAGAGUCGUCCACUAUUCUGGGGGACAUUUGUUAGCUGUGUCAUCCAAUCGGAAGAUCCAGCUUCUGGACAUCGUACAGAUAAAACAGAUACCCGUCAAGUUCCGAGGCCACACUGGGAGUGUCCGUACCCUCUUCUUGUGUGAGGAGGAAAACUUUCUCCUGAGCGGGAGUUACGACCUGAGUAUCAGAUACUGGGAUCUGAAGAGUGGGGCUUGCAAACGCAUCUUCAAUGGCCACCAGGGGACUAUCAGUUGCAUGGAUGUGUGGAAGAACAAGCUCGCAUCUGGAGCAAGAGAUUGCCAGGUAAAAGAGUGGGAUAUAGAGACAGGAAAGUGCCUGAAGACCUUUAAACACAAAAACCCCAUCCUGGCCACCAGGAUCAAUGACACGUACAUCGUGAGCAGCUGUGAGAAAGGGCUGGUCAAAGUGUGGCACGUCGUCACAGCCCAGCUGGUAAAGACACUCAACGGCCAUGAGGGAGCUGUGAAGUGUCUGUGCUUCGACCAGUGGCAUCUCCUGUCGGGAAGCGCUGACGGCCUGGUGAUGGCCUGGAGCAUGGUGGGAAAGUACGAGCGGUGCCUCAUGGCCUUCAAGCAUCCGAAGGAGGUUCUCCACGUGGCCCUUCUCUUCCUCCGGGUCAUCAGUGCCUGUGCAGAUGGCAAGAUCCGCAUUUACAAUUUCCUAAAUGGGAACUGUCUGAAGGUGAUGAAAGCCAAUGGCAGAGGUUAUCCUGUGCUGUCCUUCUUUAUUCAGGGCAACAGGAUGGUGAUCAACACGGAGAGCAACAUCCUCAUGUUCCAGUUCGAGAAUAUCAAGUGGCAGUACUCCCUGGAACGGGCCAAACAAAAGAAGAAGGACAAAGAGGAUGACAGGGAAGAAAACGGCCUCGCAGAAGUUCUCUCCAAGUCGAGCACUCAGAUUCACAGCCCUCAGGAAUCCAUAUGUAGCAAACACACGGCCCAGGAGUCCCUGUUCAGCAAAUCUCACAGGUCCCCAGUUCUCCUGAGGGCAUCCAGGUUACCUACAGGAGUGUUAACGGAGGCACCUCGAAGUCAAGGAAAGCCAAAGUCACCCCGAAGAGAUGGCAGGAAGAGACCGACUUCUAGGGAAGCAAAUGGCACCGAGCAAGAGAGUUUGGAAGCAAAACCCCUCGCCGGAGAUAAGAAGAGCGCAGAUGAUGUGGAGAAAAUACCAAAACAAGGACAACUGGGAACUUUGGGAGACUUGAUCAGUUGCUCAAAGAAGAAGUCCUGGUGCAUCCCUAUGUCACCUGACCAGUUCCUCCUGACUGUGAAUGCCCUGCAGAAAGCCCAUAAUUCUGGGGAGUUUGCCUAUCCCCGGAGGCCCCAAACCCAGGUCAUCGAUGCCUGGGGACCUACCAUUUCAUACCCAAGGAAGGUCCUGAGUUUGAAGGGACGAUCGGUCCAACAUGCAGUCGAUCGGUUGAGAUUGAGCAACCCUCCCAUAGACGUGAAACAAACCAGUAUUCCCCUUGAAAUCCAGAAGCUUCAGCUUAACCUGAAGAACUCUGUGCACAGCCCCAGAGUCCAGUCUGCCAUCCCCCAGCCGGUGCUUAUCUGCCCCAGGUUCUCUGGCAGCUUAAAGGCUGAAGACCUGCCAACCAGUUCAACUGAUGGGGCAGUGCGCAGCUUCAGCCCCUUAACCAGCACACAGGUCAUCCAACCAAACCACGUGCUGGCUCCACCGAUGGGCACGACGGCCCAGGCUGCCAAGAGAGAUUGGCCCCGCUUCUACACGGCCCUCGACCCCUUCAGAGUGAACACGGAGUUCAUGCUGCUGACUGUGAAGGAGGAGAAAGAGUACGAGGAGGCCAAGAUGAAGGAGUUUCAGGCCAUAAAGCCGGCUGGAGGGGUUGAUCCGGAAAAAGCCAGCAGAGCUGCCUGGGUCAGGAAGAUCAAAGGCCUGCCCAUUGAUAAUUUCAUGAAGCAAGGAAAAACAGCAGCCCCUGAACUUGGGCAAAACGUAUUUAUCUGAACCAGCCUUGGGAAAUUACAGCGUUUUAUAAUAAACAAAAAACCAAGUGGA
Messenger RNA from Lagenorhynchus albirostris (white-beaked dolphin), 3393 nucleotides. RefSeq names its product F-box and WD repeat domain containing 10B (gene FBXW10B). Gene Ontology annotation, molecular function: protein binding. NCBI's taxonomy places the organism in Eukaryota, Metazoa, Chordata, Mammalia, Artiodactyla, Delphinidae. The transcript has 15 exons. The coding region runs from base 1 to 3342 and encodes 1113 amino acids. The record is from RefSeq and is a predicted model, not a curated record.